AUAAAAACAUGGCGGCGCUCGGGAUGGGGGAGGGCGGUUCGGAUGACUUUUAUAAUGUUUUCUCAUAAUUUCAGCAGUUUCUAGCAGCUAUCUUGUUGUGUACAUAAGUAACACGAAUUUCUGAAGAUAUUUGGCGAGUUUCAGCUCAUGACAUUGCGUAAUGGAGGUGAUAAAAGGCAUCGUGUGGACGGUCCUCUUCGCCGGGUUCGUUGUCCUAGCUGUACAAUACUGGCUGGACAGGAAAGGGUAUAACUUUGAGCACAAAGCCAUAGCCGCCAUCACAAGAGAGUACAUAGAUGCUGAUCGUGAGACGGCCAUGAAAGCCAUUGUAGACCACCUGCGGGAAGUGUACCCAAACGGUCUGCUGCCUGAUGAAGACUUACAGUGGCUCUACGUGGAUACCACUGAACAUGUGGGCCCCAUGUGUCUGCUGCACCUGUCUCUGACUGAAUACCUGGCCUUUGUGGGAACAGAUCUGGACUUUGAGAUUUCCCCACCAAAACAUGAGAGAAGUGCUGAAGAAAGAGAAGGCAGAAAGAGCAAGCCAGGCAGAACAUCCCAAACAGAAGAGGAGUGUGUUUGUGAGGAAGAAGAAUCUGAAAUAAGAGAAGACAAAAGGGACAAGAAGGGAAACAAGAUGCAAAAAGAUAAGAAGAAAUACAAGGAGAAAGACUCUCAAAAGAAGGAGAAGAAGAAGCCGAAGACAAAGUCAGCUGACCAGAGCUGUUGUACUGAGAAAGAAAAGGUUCAGGAAGAAAAGGAAACUAGGAAAGACUUUAUCAAACCUUGGAAAAGAGAUUCCGUGUGCCAAUACCUGAAACACUACAUACCCAAACCAAACAGCUCGUUGGAGCUCAACUGGCAUGGUUGGGCAAACACCUCGGAGACUGUGAUAGAAGGAGGAGGGGUGCAGACAAGAGUCAAGCAUGAUGGCGAGUUUACUGUCAACCUUAAGCCAGGCGACACAGCCUGGGUUCUAACAAGUGACGACCAUCUCGUCAACUGGAACAUGGAUACGUGGAUGAUCGAGUACGGGCGUGGUUUCACCCCGAUGCCGAUCGCCUCAUCCGUCCUGAACGCUGCCCUGUACACGCGAGACUGGCCCACGCUCAAGUUCCUACUCAACCUGUACUACAAGGGACUGGUCAGAGAGUUCACUUUCCACUCAUCUAUUGUGCAGGACUUUCUGGAGGAGAUGCACCAUCUACAGCCUUUCUUACAGUAAGGAAAAGCAGGUGACUUCAGACUUAGUACAAAGCAUUAAAUGCUUUUUCAUUAGCCACUGCAAUGUGACUUCACGACAGGUCAUGUCUUAGUAUUUAGCCAGUACUGCAAUGUGACUUCAUGACAGGUCACAUAUUUAGCCAGCUACACUGGGUCGCCCCUACUCAAUAAGUGUGUUGGGUUCUUUCACAUGCAGAGGUUUGUCACAUCACAUUGAUGCUACUAUUAUGCUCAUUCACAUACCAGGAUCGCAGAAUUUGAUGUGUACCAGAUGUGUAAGCUGCGCACAUCUAUGCACCAUGCAGACACAUAUACAGUAAAGGGUCACUGUUAUUGUUCCAUACAGGGCCAUGUUUAUUGCUAAACAUGAAACAGUAGCUACUCCAGGUUUGUGCUAUUGGGUUAGAACUAGAAAUGUGAUCAUCAACUUGCUAGACUGUGUACUGGCUGACUGCGUGUAGUCAUGCUUUAGCUGUGUCGCACUUGUAUAGCAAGCCAAUUGUUUAAGUGUCAAAACUGGUCUCUCUCUCAACCAGCUCAAUAAUACAAAUGAUGAUUCAGGUCAAAUAACAAACUUCUAGGCAAUAUAGAACAGAUAUGAAAAUAUAAGUCUUGAGUAAGUUGCAAUUCAGACUAGACACGUCAAUGUUGAAUACUAAUUAUUUAUGAAGAGAUUCUAUACUUUGUACCAGGAUUGUUUAUAUUUGUAGCUGCUAGAUUUUGAGAAACUACAUAGUACACAGUUAAGUUUUAAACCUUCUAUGAAGAGUAAAUAUAUAUACAUUUUA
This is a messenger RNA of Branchiostoma floridae (Florida lancelet), 2012 nucleotides long. RefSeq names its product sigma non-opioid intracellular receptor 1-like. NCBI's taxonomy places the organism in Eukaryota, Metazoa, Chordata, Leptocardii, Amphioxiformes, Branchiostomatidae. The coding region runs from base 161 to 1225 and encodes 354 amino acids. The record is from RefSeq and is a predicted model, not a curated record. The transcript has 7 exons. Gene Ontology annotation, cellular component: endoplasmic reticulum.